Scatophagus argus is the source of this 2393-nucleotide messenger RNA. It is a transcript of the gene erlec1, whose product is annotated as endoplasmic reticulum lectin 1. The transcript is spliced from 14 exons. Gene Ontology annotation, biological process: retrograde protein transport, ER to cytosol; endoplasmic reticulum unfolded protein response. Gene Ontology annotation, cellular component: endoplasmic reticulum lumen. The record is from RefSeq and is a predicted model, not a curated record. NCBI's taxonomy places the organism in Eukaryota, Metazoa, Chordata, Actinopteri, Scatophagidae. The coding region runs from base 188 to 1648 and encodes 486 amino acids.
GAGUCACUUCCUGUAUUUUGUGUUGUGUUGACAUCCGUCUCAAGCAGUCGUACCUGACUUCUGUCCAACCAGGCUUCGUCGGACUUUGUAGUAGCUUCUCAUUCAUCACUCUGGCUUGUGUUGAGUUGCACGGCUGUUUUCUUACAUGAGGAGCGGACUGUAGGAGCUCAGCAGCCGGACAGGAGAGAUGAAGCCUGGGCUGUUGGUGGUGUUUCUCGGGGGGGUACUGGAGGUCUGCAGCGGCGUCUCUGCAAACAGAGGAGGCUAUCCCUCCUUUACCGACGAAAUACCUUUUAAAAUCACCUGGCCAGGCCCUGAAUUCACGCUGCCAACUUCAGGUCCACUUUACAAUGACGAUGACUUUGUCAUAAUGACAACAGCAGAGAAGGAGAAAUAUAAAUGUCUCCUGCCAUCCCUGACAGCUGGAGACGAGAAUGACGAUAAGGAGUACAAUGGGCCCAGUCCAGGUGAACUGCUGGAGCCACUAUUCAAACGAAGCAGCUGUUCAUACAGGAUUGAGUCGUACUGGACAUAUGAAGUCUGUCAUGGAAAACAUAUAAGACAGUAUCAUGAAGAGAAGGAGACUGGUCAGAAGAUCAGUGUUCAGGAGUACUUCCUGGGGAAUAUGGAACCAAAGAGCCAGUCAACGGAGACAGAUAAAGCUGAAGAGGAAGAAAAUCUCAAUUCAGCAUCUGAAACAGAAGUGCCUACUAAGAAUAUAGAAGGUCAGCUGACUCCUUACUUCUCCUUGGAGAUGGGAAAUGGGACUCCCUGUGUGCUGAAACAGAACCAGCCUCGCACCACAUCUGUGCUGUACGUGUGUCAUCCAGAGGCCAAGCACGAGAUCCUGUCUGUCGCUGAGGUCACUACCUGUGAAUAUGAGGUUGUGGUGAUGACUCCACUGCUGUGUUCUCACCCAAAAUACAGGUUCAAGUCUUCCCCAGUGAACGCCAUCUUCUGCCAGGCUCUGGCAGGCUCCCCUUUGCGGCCUCAGCGGCUUGCACAGCUGGACAAGGAGCAAGAGGAGCAGCUUAAACCGCCUUUCAGCACCGCCGCCGAGGUCAGAGAGUUACAGGAGGAGGCGCCACCAGUAAGAGCAGAGGCUUUCACCUCCACUCACAAACCCAUAACUGUUGGAGGGCAGACUCAGGUCACCGUUGGCACCACCCACAUCUCUCGUCUGACAGACGACCAGUUAAUCAAGGAGUUCCUGAGUGGCUCCUACUGUCUGCAUGGGGGAGUCGGGUGGUGGAAAUAUGAAUUCUGCUAUGGAAAGUACGUCCAUCAGUACCAUGAGGAAAAAGAGCAAGGAAAGAAUAUUGUGGUGGUUGGGACCUGGAAUGUGAAGGAGCACACUGACUGGGCCAAGAAGAAUGUCGCCCGAUCCUACCAGCUCAAAGAAGACGGGGUGCAGAAAGUCAAGUUGGUUUCCCACUUUUACGGCCACGGGGAUCUGUGUGAUCUGACAGGGAAGCCCAGGCAGGUCAUCGUCAAGCUCAAAUGUAAGGAGUCUGAGUCUCCCCAUGCUGUCACUGUCUAUAUGCUGGAGCCGCAGACUUGUCAGUACGUCCUUGGGGUUGAGUCUCCGGUCAUAUGCAGGAUUCUUGACACUGCUGAUGAACAUGGGCUUCUGUCGAUAUCCAGCUAAACUGAUGAAUAAUAUGACAGCAUGAAGGACAAGGAGAGGACAGACGGACAGAGGCUGCACUUGAAGAUGAUCCAAAAUGGAGGUUAAACUAAGGUUAAACUUGGUCCUGAGGCUGGAGCGCGGCCCCGGCCCAUGCUCUGAUCUGAGCAAUGCUCAGUGCUCAGUCUAAUCGAGCAGGUUAGGUAGGACUUUGCGAGAACACAGUGAAACGGGGCUGACGCCUCACUCCACAAGGCAGUGCGUUUAUUGCCUGUACAUCAUAUCUGUGCUUCACUUGGUGUCGAUAAAUUUCAGGCAAAGGCGUAAUGAAUCAGGGGAUUUGUAAUUAUCAGUGGAAUCAGCAAUAUUCCUGGUGGUUUUAUUUUCUUUAAAGUCUGUAUAUGUGUGUUUGUGUGUGUGUGCUUUAUAUGAAAUGAUUACCUGCUUGACUGUGGCACUUGCAGAAGGGAAAAAAAAAGCAGAUGUGAAAAUGUUUUGCAGCGGUGAGAGUGUAUGCUGUGUUCAUUUACAGGAUGAGUGAGUGUAACUUAUGCUUUAGAGGGUGCUGUGGAAUAGCAACAAAAGUGAGUGGCUGGUGAAGAUUUUCAUUUGAGUCUGUGGGAUGUACAGAAUGUCAGUGGUUGCUUGUAAGAGUUAUUCUGUGGUUUUCUGAGGAUGCACACUGAGAUCCUGAUCACUGCUGUAUCACAGGAAUAAAAACAAAUGCAUCUGCAGCAAAGAAUAAAACUAAAACAUGAACACCUAA